UCGAAGUGAACGCGUCGUAUUUUUCGAUUGUCCUCAUGUCGGCGUGUGUUUGAAUUUAUUUUUUUCAUUCGAAGAAACAAGAGAAAAAAAAAUAGAAAAUCGUUCAUUCGGUAUUUGAGACAAUUUUUUUUUUAGAAAAGAUCAAUUAAAUGAUUCGACUUACUCAUUGUGUGAAAACCGCGAAAAAGAAAUAAAUUAAAAACACUCAUUGUGUGAAAAUCGCGAAAAAGAAAUAAAUUUGAAAAAACAAAAAAAAAAAUAUUUUGUGUUAAAAAAGUUUGUGGAUUACUAUUAAAUUUAGUGCAACAGCAAUGGCAGCAACUAUGUUAUGCACGAGCCAAUCAUUAUUAGAUUUUGACCAAAAAAUUCCAUCGUUAGUGUCAGGUUUAUCUGGCGAUAACAAGAAUAUGCCAGUUGAUUUUUUUCUGAAGCAUCAACAACAGCAGCAGCCACAAUACACACCGACAUCAACACAUUUAUCGACUAUGCUCCUUACUUACAAAGAAGAAAUCAAUGAUGAAAAAAGAGGUAGUUCCAUUAGUCCGAGCAUAUCGGUGGAUGGAUCAUACGCAUGCUCACAGUGCUCCGCCUCGUUCUUAAAUCGUGAUCAACUAGAAAAGCACGAGCAUGAAGCCAUGCACUCACCUAAUUCGCAACAAUCGGUGAGCUGUAAAAAGUGUCAAAAAUCAUUCGCCAAUGUGUAUCGUCUACAACGUCACAUGAUUAGUCACGAUGAAUCGGAAUUGCUACGCAAAUUCAAGUGCAACGAUUGUGAUAAGGCGUUCAAAUUUAAGCAUCAUUUGAAAGAACAUAUUCGCAUACAUUCGGGUGAAAAACCAUUUGGUUGCCGUAAUUGUGGUAAACGAUUUUCACAUUCCGGCUCCUAUUCAAGUCACAUGACAUCAAAGAAAUGCAUUAAUUCGGGACAAAAAGGAAAUCGUUCGGUGAAAAUGGAAAAAACUGGCACACAAAAGCGUUCUGGAUUUUUAUCACAACAAUUGCCGAAUGUAAACAAUGUUGGUCUUGGUGUCGGAUUGAAUUUGAACGAAAACAAUAAUUUGCCAACAAGUCCAAAUCAUAAUGCAUUCUUAUCAAUGAUGCCGAAAUACCAUGGUUACGAUGUAAAUGCAUUGCUAGCAUUCGGUAAUUUGCCAAAUCCAUUCCUUAUGAUGGAUCCACGUCAUCACAUUCACAGUAUACAAAGUUUAUUGGGAUUGACUGGUGCACCAUCCAAUGUGAUGGAAGGUUUUCUCAAUAAUUCGCAUAAUAUUAAAACGCCAAGCCUCCAUUCGGAUCCGGAAGAUAUGAUCGAAGAGGUGACUGAUGAUAUAAACGAUGAAUCGGGAAAAUUAGUUAUGGACAUUGAUGGCGAUGAAAGUGAAAAUAAAAUGAAAAUUGAAGAUAUGUCACCAUCGCCAGCAAUCAGUGUUAGUAGUCCAAUAUCGUCACCGAAUUCAAUUCAAGAUCGUUGUGAAUUGAUGAAAAAAGAAGACAGUCGCAGCGAAAAUGGUUAUGAUAAUAACGAUUUGACAUGCGGACGAUGCAGUAAGACAUUCAAUCAUCGCACUGAAUUGGCACAACACGAGACCAUUCUAUGCGGAAUGAUACGAAAACAAGAAGAGGCCUAUGCAGCAGCUCAAGCUCAUGCAGCUGCCGCUGAAACGAUGACAAUGAAUGCAAGCUUUGCAGGAAUGGGACUACCAAAUCAACAACAAUCGGGCAGUGAAGAUGAACGAAAAGUACGCGUUAGAACUGCCAUUUCAGAAGAACAACAAGCCAUUUUAAAAGAAUACUAUGCAAAAAAUCCAAAACCAGGCCGAGACGAAUUCCGAACAAUUGCACAAAUUUUGUCAUUGGAUUCGCGUGUAGUUCAGGUCUGGUUUCAAAAUAAUCGUUCACGCGAACGUAAACUCAAUAACAUGGGAUACUCAAAGCAACAUCAAUUGUUUGUAAACGGCCAAUUGUCGGCCGCUGCUGCUGCAGCCGCUGCCGCUGUUGUUGCAGCUGACAACAAAUCACAAUCAAAUAAUACAAAGAUUCCAUUGCCAAUUCCAUUGCAACAGUCGAUACUCAAUAGCCAAUUAUCGCCAAAAUUCAAUCACAGCCCCGUUGAAAAUAUGGACGAUCAACCUCUGGAUUUAUCAGUAAAGAAGGAAGGUUCAAUUUCAACGCCAUCAAAUUCACCACGAUAUGGAACGGCACCGUUGCCAUCUGAAGAAGUUAUAAAUCUAAGUCGAAAAUCAUUACCACAUUAUCCUUAUGUGCCACCAUUGGGUUUCGUACCAAUGGAACGUUUUCUAAAUAUAGCACCUGAAAUGGCUCGAAAUAGUCUUGUGUCGGACAGUGUGAGCCCAGUAUCAGAAAAACAACAACGUAUAUGGAAGGAAGAGCUUCAGUAUGUCAAAGAUACAUUCAAUGGAAAUCUUUCACCAAAACAGCCAAUUACACAAUCUCAAGCACCGGCUAAACGAUCCUAUGUUAAACAACAAGUUCCUGAAGGCGAAGGUCAAUUUAUUUGUGAUGAAUGUGACAAAGCAUUCAACAAGCAGAGCUCAUUGGCGCGACAUAAAUACGAACAUUCUGGUCAGCGUCCGUAUAAAUGUCAGGAUUGUACAAAAGCAUUCAAACACAAACAUCAUUUGACCGAGCAUAAGCGACUGCAUACAGGUGAAAAACCGUUCCAAUGCACAAAAUGUUUGAAAAAAUUCUCGCAUUCAGGAUCGUACAGUCAGCAUAUGAAUCAUCGCUAUUCGUACUGUAAACCAUAUAGAGAAGCUUAAACUAAGGUAAUCGCUGUCAACUGAUUUGAAAUCACAUUACAAUUCAUAUGUGAAUUCGUUAAGCGAACAAUUGAAGACAAAACUACAACAAUAAGUUAAAAUGAAAAUAAACCAGACAGCCAUUUCGAUAAAAAAAAAUUCUAUAUGUAUAUGUAAACGUAUUUAAUAUAUAAUUGAUAGAAUUUGGGUGAUUGAAAUAGAUAAAAAUUAGAAGGGAAAACAACCGCAAAAUAAUUUACCAAAAUAUGUACAUUAAACACAGUUCCAUAGAUUUGAAUCUCCAUUUGAGAUGUGACGUGCGACUGAUUUUUUUAGAGGAAAAAAAGAAAUUCUCUCUCUAAUUUUGUACUUAAUGAUGAAGAGAAAGAAUUCAUUUUUUUAACGAAAAGAAUUUACGUUGAUUUCCUUUCUCUUCUUUUAAUUGCAUCAAUAAAAUACAACGAUAAACGAAGAAACAAAAAAAAAAUCGAAAAAAGAACAUAAAAUAUUAAAAAACACAUUCAAAAAUCAUUCCCAUUAUAAUGUAGGUUUAUAAAAUGCGCAAAUGUGUGUAUUUAUAUGAAAGAAGAUAGAUAUUUCUAAGCCACGAAUUCAUCGUUGCCAAUAAUCUGAAUUACUUCUAACAAUUAAGAAAAUACAAACUGUACAUAAUGGCUGCUCAAUGGUCCAUGCAAAAUGGUUGAGAGAAUAUGUGUAAUUAUGAACAGUACCACAGAUGGUCUGAAAAUGAGAUGAACAUUAAUGUAAGGUCCACUAUAUAAAAUGAGAGACGGUAAAUAGUUACAAUAUAUUUUUUAAAAUCGUUUUUAAAUAUUAUUAUUAUUUUCCUUUCUUAAAAUCGAUCUGAAUGAUUCUUUCACAUUUUUUUUUAUUUUAAAUGUAACCUGUAAAACCUGUAGGGUAAUAGUAUAAUGGUGUUGUUUUUUUUAAGUAUAUUUUAUAUUUUUCUGUUUUUACAAUUUUACCGA
Messenger RNA from Contarinia nasturtii (swede midge), 3748 nucleotides. It is a transcript of the gene zfh1, whose product is annotated as zinc finger protein 1. Gene Ontology annotation, molecular function: RNA polymerase II cis-regulatory region sequence-specific DNA binding; DNA-binding transcription factor activity, RNA polymerase II-specific. The transcript is spliced from 6 exons. Gene Ontology annotation, biological process: anatomical structure development; regulation of transcription by RNA polymerase II. The record is from RefSeq and is a predicted model, not a curated record. The coding region runs from base 312 to 2780 and encodes 822 amino acids. Lineage: Eukaryota; Metazoa; Arthropoda; Insecta; Diptera; Cecidomyiidae.